ACAGCACUGUAUGCUGAUGAUUCGAAACUUUACAAGAGCAUAUCCUGUCUCGGUAGCUGUGAAAGCCUCCAACAAUCCCUGAAUCAUCUGAGUAUAUGGAGCCAUAACAACAAUAUUAGUUUUAACGCAUCGAAGUGUAAGGUAUUGACAGUAACCCGAAAAAGCAAUCUACUAUGUUUUGAUUACCAUCUUGGAAAUACGACGCUGGUCCACGUUAGAAAAGAAAAAGACCUGGGAUAUAUCAUUACCAACCACCUCACUUGGGAUCAACAAGUCCUCGUUGAGGUGUGCAAAGCCAACAAAAUGCUUGGACUCUUACGUAGGACAUUCCCCUUGCUGACCAACACGAAAGUGCGGCGUUCCUUGUACCUCUCCCUGGUGAAGUGCCACCUCGAUUAUGCUACCCAUGUCUGGUCUCCAGCACUUACUUCACUGAAAAUCAAAAUUGAAAAUGUUCAAAGAAGGGCAAUGAGGUGGAUCCUCAAGCAACGAAAAGGUGAACAGUCGUACAAGGAAAGACUGGUGACCUUGAAGUCACUGCCAUUAUGUUACGAUCGCGAAGUAAAGGAUUUGGUUUUCUUUUACAAGGCGAUGCACGGGUAUAUAAAUUUGGAUAUCAAUAACUUUGUUUCCUUUGUAACCCACGGCCGUACUAGGUUAAGCGAAGCGAGAACUCUAAAAUCUCCGUCCUACAGAACAAGCACCUUCCAAGGAUCGUACUUCAACCGUAUAGUCAAGCUCUGA
Molecule: messenger RNA, 744 nt
Organism: Paramuricea clavata
Lineage: Eukaryota; Metazoa; Cnidaria; Anthozoa; Malacalcyonacea; Plexauridae
Source: the annotation of a GenBank genome assembly